Cydia strobilella is the source of this 725-nucleotide messenger RNA. RefSeq lists its product as uncharacterized. The coding region runs from base 55 to 711 and encodes 218 amino acids. The transcript is spliced from 3 exons. Lineage: Eukaryota; Metazoa; Arthropoda; Insecta; Lepidoptera; Tortricidae. The record is from RefSeq and is a predicted model, not a curated record.
UAAUCUGUACCAUAAUUCAAAACCUGACACCUGACAUACUGUCAUGAAAUCAAAAUGUUAAGAUAUAUUUAUUUGCUGUGUUUCUUUUAUUUCGAGCUAAUUUAUUGUUAUAACUCUAUCCACGGUAAAGAGCACAGGAGAUUGAGAAGGCAGGGGAAUGUGGCUCACAACGGGCAUAAGACUACCGCAAGCGGCCCUUACGAGAAUUUAGAUAUGAUUAAUUUUAUGAAACCUGAAGCUGAAGUCUUUGAUGCUUAUAACUAUGAGAAACCACAACGAUUAAGUAUCGAGGAGCUCCCUCUGGCGCGCCUGCGCCGCUCGCGCCACGAGCCCGCCUACGAACAGACUGCGCACGCGCACCGCCGGCUGCAAAGCCGCCAGCUCGCACACCAUCCCAAAAGAAAGUGCACCUUCGCCUUGUUCCCUUUUUUUUCCCAUAAAAACAAGACCAAACCCAAACUGAAGCAGGACAAGCGAAAAUCCCACUCCUUUCGAUUCUCCAAACCCAAAGACCAUGGCUACAACCCCCCCUUAGCUCCUGACAAACGGGAACAGAAGAAAAACCAUAUAACAGAAAAUAUUGAAGUUACAACCAUGAAAGAUAUCGCACAGAAUUGCAAAAUGAAAAAUUCAGCGAAAAUCAUACACAACAGUAGACUUUACUUCGCUAAUCCUUAUAGAAUCAAUGAUGAAGGUACUUAUGGGAAUUAAGAAGCAAGUAACGA